AGAAGCAUGAGCACGAGAACCUGCCCGUGAGUCAACACUCUGGGAUCCUCUCCAACCUAGGAAACAACAUUUCCUCUCCCAACUCCGAGCCAGAUCACCAUGCACUUUUAGAUGAGAAAGAGGACUCUUACUUCUCGGAAAUCCACAACUUCAUUUCCAACAGUGAGAUGAACCAGGCAUCCAGCUCCACAGACAAGAGGUCAGAACUUACAGAGGAGGAGCGUCUGUCGAGCCACGGCCUGUCCAGCUCCCGGGGGCUAGAGGAGGAGGAGGCGGAGGGAGAUGAUGAAGAGGAGGACAAAGGCAGCCUGAAGGAGGAGGAGCGUCCGUCGAGCCACGGCCUGUCCAGCUCCCGGGGGCUAGAGGAGGAGGAGGCGGAGGGAGAUGAUGAAGAGGAGGACAAAGGCAGCCUGAAGGAGGAGGAGCGUCCGUCGAGCCACGGCCUGUCCAGCUCCCGGGGGCUAGAGGAGGAGGAGGUGGAGGGAGAUGAUGAAGAGGAGGAGGAAGAAGGCAGCCUGGUGGAGAAAUUUCAGGACGAAGCGCCCAAAUCCCCCUCCCCGAUCACCAUGGUCACACCGGGGGCAUACGAAGAUGAAGAGGGGGAGGGAUCGGAGGAAGCCACACCGUUGGCUAUAAGCUACAAACACACCCGCAGGCUUAUGUAAUGAUGCUUUCUCUGUCGGAGAACAACCCUUUGCACGCAUCCUCCCAGAACUCACUGGAUGCCUGGCUGAGCAUGGGAGGGGGGCCGUCCGAGACGAGCAGUUUUUACCCACUCAGACACAUCUAAGAGAGUUAGGAGGAGGGAUGAAGCCUACUGCGGAGGAGAACUCAACAACACAUAGUCCUGGCCUGAGAAGAGAGAGGAUUUGUGGCUCCUGCCCUUCUGUGUGUGUGUGAGUGUGUACGGGGGGGCCUCUAAGAUAGACACUCACAGGCAGAGAUCAAAGUAGCACUGCUCCACCCGUGUAGAGGGGUGAAGGACGUCCCAGGAAGGACCACCCCACUCCAUUCCAGCGAAGCCCUCUAGUUGAACUCUCAGAGACAGUCACGUUUCAGUAUGCCACUGCAUUACUAGGGGAGCAAAACGUUUAUCUAGACACAGUCUACAACAGCAAUUUCUCAAUAGCUUCAUAUACAGUGACAGUAGGUCUGGAAUAUGUGCAUUGCAUGUCCAUAGGGGGGCGCUCUUCUCACUCGGUGGGAGGAGCAAAAGUAUCAACACAUAAUGGGGGAGUACUAGCUCAUUCACCCAAAGAACUCCCCCCAUCCUCCUCAUCUUAUCAAAUGACUUCACACUCUCCAUUCCUGUUUGAAAUCAGUAAUACCACAAUGCUGAGUGUUACAGCAGGAAACGGCACUCUGGUUUAUAAAGAAAGUACAGGACGAUGAUAUCAUGGAGGUUGACCCACCCCCAACAUAUAAUGUGCAUUACAGAGGACAAAGUCUCGCCUGGUGAGCAAGAGAUUUUACAUUGACAACCAUUGGUUAGAGUAGGGGAUAAUGUAUUUUCCCCUCUUUUGCUCAUUUGUUAACUUGAUUCCAUUUUGUGUUUUGCUUUUUGAUAAACAGUAUUGUCUCUUUUUAGGCACCUCCGUGCUCAAAUGUUAAUAUAAAUAUAUAAAUAGUGAAGGGCCAAAAUUGUGUGAUAUUGUUGUAUGAUGUACAAAAUAACCUGGACGUUCAUGGCAAGAGUGGUAUGUGCCAAAUAACCCGUAGAAAAGGAUUUGUUCCCUGACAAGCAUUUCUUUUCCAAGGGUUUUCAUAGCUGUCAAAGAUGAUGUGAUUACUUUCUUCUAUAUUUCAUUUAAAGACUGGGUGGAUUCUAUUUAUUUGGGUAAACAUUUUGGGGUCACGAUUGGAGACAAGUGACAACUGAAAAAGUGUUUUUUUUCUCUCUCUCUUUUACUUGUUGCUGAAGGAAUGAAAUUGAAUCGAAACGCAAGUGAGAUUGUGAGUCUCGGUUUCAAUGCUUUUUUGUGUAAAGACCAGUGUGCCAAUCGGAUGCUUUUAUUUAUAGUGACAUGGUAGUUCUAGGUUGUUUAGAUCAGUGGUUCCCAACCAGGGGUACUAGAACCCCUGUGGGGUACUUGGUCUAUCCACAGGGGGUACUUGAGGAGACUAUGGGCCUACUGGUAAAAUGCACAUGAAGGGGUACUUCAGGGGUACUACGGGCAGAGCAAAAUUCAGUUGGUGGUACAAUAACUGGAAAAGGUUGGGAACCACUGAUUUAGAUCAUGUUUGCAAUGUUGUGUCUAUCGUGUGGUUUGAUGAUUCUCGCUUCAGUUGAACAAAUGCAACCAGUAUGCUGAGUGUUUUGUGUUCAAGGUGGUUGAAUUCUUACAUUGGCUAUUUUGGAAAUUGCAGCCUUUACUAUGAUUGUCAGGUGAUUUGGAUGCCAGGGCAUUGUAUUGUUAGCUUGUAAUUUAUCCUAAGUUUGAGCAAAUCACUUUUACUCUACAAUAAAUCCCAUCAACAUGUUAACUUAACCAGUUUAUCAGUGCUCCGAUUCUGCGUGAAUGGUUUCCAUUUUGUAGGAAUUCUUAUUUUUAAAUGUGACCAUGUGGUUGUAGAAAAGAACAUCUCAGCCCCAUCAUAGAUGAAAUAGACGUUGUUUGUCAGAUAGUGUCCAACUACAGUGUACCAUGCCAUCAUAUUUCCACUCUUUAGUUGAAGGGUCUGUGCUAUCCGGAAUCCUUGGGACCCCAUUGAAAUGUAAAAUGGCUAAGGUAAGGAUCCCGGAUAGCACUGACUUUUUUUUUUUACCUUUAUUUAACCAGGCAAGUCAGUUAAGAACAAAUUCUUAUUUUCAAUGCUGGCCUAGGAACAGUGGGUUAACUGCCUGUUCAGGGGCAGAACAACAGAUUUGUACCUUGUCAGCUCAGGGGUUUGAACUUGCAACCUUCCAGUUACUAGUCCAACACUCUAACCACGAGGCUAACCCACCUUACUUGAAGUAGCUUUACUCUCAGGGUCAAAUGGUUCUGUAAGUUGUAUUGACUCUAGUGACUUGCCUAGUUAAAUAAAAAAUGAAAAAAUAGCUUGAUAAUUCACCCCUUACUUCAGCUGUGUCUGAGAUGUAUUUAUUGUCUGUAAGGGGUUUUAACACCCAGCAUAACACAUUUACUGUACUGUGAGGAGUAAACCUGACUGGCCUCACUUAAAAUAAUGAUGACCUUGGGAAAAAAAAUCUACAUCUAAUUGAAGCACUGUAAUCAUUUCUUUUGUCAGCAGGUGGCAGGGUGAUACUAGUUUUGCUGCAUAAAUCCUCUUAAGGAUCCGCCCCUUUUUAAAAAUGUUUUCCUAAAAUAACAUACCCAAAUCUAACUGCCUGUUGCUCAGGACCUGAAGCAAGGAUAUGCAUAUUCUUGGUACUAUUUGAAAGGAAACACUUUGAAGUUUGUGGAAAUGUACUACUGUAAUAAGUGUGCGCUGUUAUGGAUCCACAUUGAAGUCAAAGAUCACAUUGUUGUCUCUCAAAUACAUAGUUACAGUUGUUGCUUAGCUAGCUAGCAUUUUUUUUGCCAUAUUAACAUAGAAGUGUCAUCAAUCAAAACACCUCAAAACAAAGACAUGGUAUCAAGAACAAGGUAAAACUAGCUGAAACGAGUUACCCACGAUUCACAUGUCAGCUUCUUGUCAUUGUUGCUAGCUAGCUAUGUGGCCAUCCAGAAUCACAACACACAAGACGUCUGCCCCAUUGAAGCGCGCUCAUCGUUUUCAUUAUGUUUUCAGCUAACCAGGGUAUAGUAUUUUCACAAACAAUGUUGCAUUAUGUCCAAAACAUUCAAUGAAAAGAAAUGGGUUAAAUGGAUGGUGCUCGUUUCAUUUGAAUCUGAGUUGUAUCACCUCUGUUAAUGUUUAUAAAAAAUAUAUAUUGUGCAUGAUGUGUUUAGCAGUCAUAAUGAUGUCCAUUUGUGAAAUGUGCAUCUUAAAUUUAAAAGUGAAAUUUUAAAAAGAAAUGAAUCUGUAGAUGCACUUAUUGUACGUGGUUGGGUUAGUAGGUUUGACUUCAAAUCAAUACAAUACAAAUGUAUUGUGCAGGUGGUUCUUAAAUGACUAUAAAAAAGCUUGUGGCAGAGAGAUGUAAUAAAAAAAAUGAAAGGAUUGUAGAAUAACAUGGAUCAAUUCUGAAAUUGCAGUUUUUUUAAUGCUUGUGAUUAUUGAAGAAAUGUUAUUGAAAUGAUAUGAUUCUGAUGAUAGAAAUGUAUACCAAAUGUAAUCUUUCCAAUGUUAUGAAGAAUUUAUACAUGAAAUUGAUAUGCAAUAAAACCUGUGUGCUUUUUA
Oncorhynchus tshawytscha (Chinook salmon) is the source of this 4287-nucleotide messenger RNA. RefSeq names its product cilia- and flagella-associated protein 251-like. The record is from RefSeq and is a predicted model, not a curated record. Bases 168 to 665 code for a protein of 165 amino acids. NCBI's taxonomy places the organism in Eukaryota, Metazoa, Chordata, Actinopteri, Salmoniformes, Salmonidae. The transcript has 5 exons.